Dovyalis caffra is the source of this 780-nucleotide messenger RNA. The record is from the annotation of a GenBank genome assembly. NCBI's taxonomy places the organism in Eukaryota, Viridiplantae, Streptophyta, Magnoliopsida, Malpighiales, Salicaceae.
AUGGUGCCACAUGGGUUCAGGUUCAAUCCCACUGAUGGAGAGAUCAUCCAAAUCCUAGACAGAAAAGCUUCUGGCCAAGAAAUGCCACUCCAUUUCAUUCUUGAAACAAAUGUUUAUAAGCUUGAACCACAGGAUCUUGAAUGGAACCAAACCACAGCUCUAAGCAAUGGCGAGAAAUACUACUAUUGUAAGAGGGUAAUAAAUGAUUCAAGGGAAGUACAUGGUCGAGGAUGGUGGAAAGCUACAAGUCAUGUCAAGAAAGUGUAUGCUAAUGAUCAUCAACUAAUUGUUGGGAACAAGAGGCCUUUAACAUUCCAUCGGUUCAAGGAUGAUAAAAGAAACCGCAAUAAUGCCAUCAAGACCAAUUGGAUCAUGCAUGAAUAUAGCCUUGAAUCAAGAACUACGGAGUGGAGGCUUUGCAGGAUUAAAUAUAAGGGAAAACCAAGUGUGCAAGAAGAGAUAGAGAGUAUUAAGAAACUAUAUUCAUCGAGAAAUGAAUUCGAAGCCGGUAGUUCGACCAAUUUUGUUGGCGGGCAAGAGCAACAGCAGGAGGAACAAACUUUUCUGCCUGCAAAUUCAACAGUGCCAAUGGGGUAUAAUGGGUAUGAUCAGCAACCUCAUGAUCAAUGGAACAAUAUGCAGCAGCUACCACCAUCUCCAUAUCCUCCUUGUCUACCGGCAAUGAGUACUAGUAUCGGUGACUAUUGUGUUGACGUGCAAGAGGACUUAGGGAUCACUGAUGAGCAGCCAUUUCCUAGUCUUUGGUCUUGGACGAACUAG